GGUUACUAUGAUGGUAACUAUUAUGGUACAUAUGAUGGUAAGUACGAUGGCAAGUAUGAUGGUAAGUAUGAUGGUAAGCAUGGUAAGUUUUAAGAUGAAGGAUGAUGACAAGUGUACAAGUGUAUCGAGAAGGAUGAGAGGAAGGGUUAUUACUACAAGCACUAUCAUAAUGGCGAGAAGCAGGACUAAAGGGGGUAUGGCAUGAAGUGGAAUGAGAAAGGGCACGAUAAGAAGCAGCACAACAGCCGCAGGACGAUGAAAAGAAGUAUGACGAAAAGAGCUACGACGAGAAGAACAAGCACAGGAAUUUCAGUGAUUAUGAGGGUGAGAAACUGGAAGAGUGACAAGAAGAGCAACAGAAUUUAGAGUGAAAAGUCUGAUUGCAUGAACACAUUGAGCGAUGCUUUACUUUCACGGAGGAUGCAAAGUGUACAAGAGAUGGCGACAAUGACAUUCAGGAUGAUGGACAAGCUUUUCUCUAGCAGCUUUUACAUGGUAGUGGAACAGGGAUCAUCGCCAAAGCCACCAGACAUAAACUGCAUUAAACAGAAGACAAGCUUGACUUGCUCAUCCUGUGCUGCGAGGACAGCAGAAAAGGGUAAUUUUAAAUAACUGUACAACGCAAGCAGAUAUUUCAAAAAUAUGGAUUCCGUUCGCUUCCUUCUGGCAUCUACAAGUGAGUGUGGGUAGUUUGUACCUUCUCAUGAAACUGAUUCAUUGCAGUCAAAUGUAUGGCUUCAGCUUUGCUUGGUUGUGUUGUUCUUAUUGACGGCAAGUGGACUAUAAAACCUUAUGACAGGGUUGCUUUGUUACGGACUUGCCCCAUUCAUCUCAUGCUUUCCCAUCCUUUGCCAURGUGAKAUCGGUAGCACGGGUAGCCUUGUUUUCUUUCCCCCCUAAACAAAAAGGACCUUAUGGG
Molecule: messenger RNA, 919 nt
Organism: Chara braunii
Lineage: Eukaryota; Viridiplantae; Streptophyta; Charophyceae; Charales; Characeae
Source: the annotation of a GenBank genome assembly